AUGGCCGAGAUCGCCUCCGUAGUCCCGGAGCUUGAUGCGCCCGGGCCUGGGAAGGCAGAAGGUGGGGUGUCAAAGGCCGAGAAGGAAGGGAAGCGACCGCCGCUGAGCACUUUCAAGACCUAUGUGAACUUGGUGACGGUGGUGAUCGGCGCGGGCAUCAUGGCCCUGCCUCAGCUACCUCGUCGAAGCGGCUGGGUUCUAAGUUCCCUGAUUCUGGUCUUGGUUCUCGUGUCCUCUGCGGAGAGUGGCUUACAAAUGUGGAAGGCCUUCAUGGCAAGUCGGGGCAGCUUUGAGAUGUUGACUUUCGGAGACUUGGGACGGGAGGCCUGGGGUCCUCGGGGCGAGAUCCUCGCAAAUCUGGUGACCAACGUCUUCCUCUUCGGCAUCUAUUCGGCUUACGCCGUGCUGAUUGGAAUGCAGCUUGAAAACAUCAGUCAGCAAGCCUUGGAGAAGCGAUUCUGGACCCUGAUCCUCUACCCGGUCUUUGUAGCCCUGGCACUGGCUCCGAAUCUCUCCGCUCUCUCAAAGCUCGUGCCCCUGGGUAUGCUGGCCGCCUGCGCCACGGCGGCCUUCAUCGUUAGCAAGUCCCUGGCAGACGCGUCUCACUGGCAGACAUGGGACCAACAGAUACACUCAGCGUGGCCGCAGGAGUCCCUAUUGUCGCUUGGGGUCGUGUUGGCGACCUGCAUCGGCGCUGUGGCCUUCCAGCCCGUGGUUCCAGCCGUCCUGCAAGACAUGGGGAAGCCGGAGACAUUUCCUCGAGCCAUGCUGGCUGCCAUGGUCACCUGUGGCUGCCUCUAUCUAGCGGUGAUGCUCUGCGGCUACCACGGCUACGGUGCCUUCAUUCUGAAUGACAUCGUGCAAUCCAUGACCCACUCGCCGAAAGACUUUCAAGAAGCCUUCGACGAGGAGCUCGAGGCCUGGGACUGGACCGGAGAAAAGAGCCUCUGGGUUCCAGCGCUGGUCUCGAGCCUCGUGCUCGUUAACAUCGUCUUGAGCAUGCCUAUCAUCAUCAUGGCGGUCUUCUAUUCCGUUCAGGAGUCCAAAGCGCUGGCCCCUCAUGUGAAGCCCGGCUCGUGGGCCAACUGGGUCAUGCGUGCGACGCUGGUCACGAUUGCCGUCGUCAUCGCCAUGUGUGUUCCGCGCUUCACGUUG
This is a messenger RNA of Symbiodinium sp. CCMP2456, 1155 nucleotides long. The record is from the annotation of a GenBank genome assembly. Lineage: Eukaryota; Dinophyceae; Suessiales; Symbiodiniaceae.